GCAGCCGGGUGUUGAAACGCCGGCAGCUGUUGGGUCACCUGUCCAGGCAGCGAGCAGAAACACAGACCUGGGUGUGAGGAGGCUCUUCAGUCUGGUCCUCCCCAAAGGUGAAGUGGAUGCAGAAGAAGAGACUGGCUUCUCCUCUGACUCCUGCUGGAAGUGAGUUUUCAAGAGCUUGUCUCCAUCUGCUGCCAUGUCCUUCAGCUACACCUUCGACAAUGACUUCUUUGAGAAUGAAACCUCCACCUAUGACCUGACUCCAAACACACAGGCGUGCCCGCAGGCGUCUCUGGGACCUGCAGCUGGUCUGGUGCUGAGCGUUGUCCUGGUGGCCAUCUUUGUUCUGGCGAUCCCUGGGAACGUGUUGGUGGGGUGGGUGAUCAGCACCAACAAGCGGGCUCUGACUCCAUCGGACGUUUACUUGUUCCACCUGACGGUGGCCGACGGACUGCUGGCUCUGACGCUGCCCUUCUUUGCCGUGGCCUUCAUCCGGGGGUGGAUAUUCGGGGACUUCCUGUGCAAGUUCCUCAACCUCAUCAUAGAGGCCAACUUCUACACCAGCAUCAUCUUCCUGGCGUGCAUUAGCAUCGACCGUUACCUGGCGAUCGUGCACACCCGGGAGUUGCAGCAGAGCCGGCGCCGGUCCUGCAGCCGCCUGCUGUGUGCAGCGGUUUGGGCCGUGGGCUGGACCCUCGCCCUGCCGGCCCUGUUCAACACCACCACCGCCGUUAGUCUCGGAGACCAGCCUGAAACAUGGCUUUGCACCGAGAGCUUCCACAUAGGCCGUCCCACUGCGUGGAGGCUUGCCACGCGUGGACUCCUGCACGUCUUUGGCUUUGUGGUCCCUCUGGCUGUCAUGGUCGCUUGUUACAGCAUCACCAUCACAAAGCUGCUGCACACUCGCGGUUUCCACAAGCACCGGGCCAUGAGGGUGAUCAUCGCCGUGGUCAUCGCCUUUCUCCUGUGCUGGACGCCAUACCACAUAACCCUGAUGGUUGACACUCUACUGAGGGCAGAGCUACUGGGGCUGGACUGCGGUGUGCAGAGUGCGGUGAGCGUGGCUCUGGCCGGAACCAACAGCCUGGCUCUGCUGCACAGCUGCAUCAACCCUUUCCUCUAUGCUUUUGUGGGGAGGAAGUUCAGGAGCAAAAUGAAGCUUCUUCUCCAGAGGAAGUUCGGACGUGAUAGGGCGUCAGUGUCAAAGGUCAGCAGGUCAACCUCAACUUCGGAGGUAGCUGGAACAGUUCUCUGAGGCACCCCAAUCAUUUUCAAUGGAUUUUUAGUACAGAUAAAUAUAAAUUCAUUUCUUUAUUGUCCUUUGUUGUUUGCUCCAAGCCUUAUUGCUCUUGUGGAGCUCUGCUGCCAUCUGCUGGGGGUGCUGUGGUACUGCAGCAUCCCAGUGGCUGUUGGAGGUUUGCACUUUUCUCUAGUUGUAUACUUAUUGGGAUGUUUUUCUGUCUCUAUGUAUAUGUCUGUUUUUUUCUUUACCUUAACAAAAAAAAUGCUACAUUUUAUGCUUUCACAACUAUAUGAAUAAACAAUUUGUUUACAUUUCAGUUUCUGGUCUUUUUUUUUUUUUUAAUUUAAAUUAAUUAAUUACAUUUUCUUCUGGGCUUUCAAAGUUAAUUUACCCCCCAGGGAGCAGCAGCAAACAUAGAACAUAAAUAUAAGGGGAAAAAACAAUCAAAUUAGAAAUAAAUACGUUACAGUGGCCAAAUUUGACCCCAUGUGUUUUUCAGGAUUAAAGGUCAUGUUUAUUUUUUUUUUAAUAAACGUAAUUAAUUUAAUCAAUGUAAGGGUUAAUUUUCCUUUAUCACUUAAAGUACUUUAUUUACUUCCGUCCCUUAAAUUAUCUCGUUAAUUUACUGGUUUAUAAAUGAAUUUUCUGUGUUUU
This is a messenger RNA of Oryzias melastigma (Indian medaka), 1894 nucleotides long. RefSeq names its product C-X-C chemokine receptor type 2. NCBI's taxonomy places the organism in Eukaryota, Metazoa, Chordata, Actinopteri, Beloniformes, Adrianichthyidae. The transcript is spliced from 2 exons. Gene Ontology annotation, biological process: G protein-coupled receptor signaling pathway; immune response; neutrophil chemotaxis. The coding region runs from base 194 to 1252 and encodes 352 amino acids. Gene Ontology annotation, cellular component: membrane. Gene Ontology annotation, molecular function: G protein-coupled receptor activity. The record is from RefSeq and is a predicted model, not a curated record.